AGAAGGUACAAGUCAGAAGAUCACUUGCAGAGGUCUGACACACACUGAAUCUGUAGGAUGGCUCCUGCUGCUUUACUCAUCGGCUGUCUGCUUGCCACAAUCAGCUGCUUAACCACAGGUCAAACUACCACAUCAAUUAAUGCUGUUCCUGCAUCACCUAAUGCAACUGACAUGUCGGACAAUGCAACUAAUGUAUUGCCUGACGCAACUAGUGCAACUACCAUUUUGCCCAACGGGGGUAACACAUCACCUAGCACCACCAUGGCACCCAACUCAACCAACACGGUGCCCAGUGUAACCAACACGCCGCCCAACAUGCCGCCAAAUGCAACCAACAUGGCAACCAACACAGACACCAUGGCGCCAACGCAACAACGCAACAAUGCAACCAACACACCACCAAAUGCAACCAACACACCACCAAAUGCAACCAACACGCCGCCCAACGCAACCAACACACCACCAAAUGCAACCAACACACCACCAAAUGCAACCAACACGCCACCAAAUGCAACCAACACGCCGCCCAACGCAACCAACACGGCGCCAAAUGCAACUAGCGCAUUACCUAAUGCGACUACAACAAAUGCAACAACUCCUCAGGCUUCAUUGUAUGGAAGUUGUGCGAGUCCAGAUCUGUGCUGCUCUGGAGUGAAUAGCAGCUGUCGUCGCAAAAAUUGUUAUUGUGAUGUUGCUUGUCUGAGAUUACGUGACUGCUGCCCUGAUUUUAAACCCACCUGCCUCACAGUGAAAAACAGCACAAACAGCAGCAACACUUUGCCACUAACAGGAACAUGUUCAGAUCCGACUAUGUGCUGCAGUGGCACAAACUACAACUGUUUCAGAGGAUGUUUCUGUGAUGAGUCCUGCAAAAUGCUCAACGACUGCUGUCCCGACCUCAACAGAACCUGCAAUUUCAUCCCUACUACACCUCCACCCUUCAACUCCUCUACAACUCCACCCAUCAACUCCACUACACCUCCACCCUUCACCUCCACUAAAGCUCCACCCUUCAACUCCACUACAGCUCCGACCUUCAACUCCACUACAGCUCCACCCUUCACCUCCACUAAAGCUCCACCCAAAGAUGUUCUGACGAUCCUCACUAAUCUGGAGGUGGAGGUUUUGGCCGAGGAGUCGUCCACUGAAGAAGAGCGUCGAGCUGCACUGCUUCAGGUCGCCACUUUUGUGGAGAAUUACUUAAGAGGGAAUUAUAAUGACAUCAGCUCUUUUGAGGUCACAAGAAUUGAGUCACUAUCACCGUGUGAUUGAGACAGAAAUCAGCCAAGAGGAACAGAUGUGUAUUAACUCUCAUCGCUACUAAUUUGUACUAUUUUAAUAUGAGAUCUGGUUAUUUAUGGUCAUGGUUCAACAAAAACACUGCAAUUACUGAUACAUACAAUGCUUAUAUAUUUAAUUGAAACGUUUGAUUUUUAAACUUUAAUAAUUGAUGCAAACUAUGAGAUUUGAGUUUGUUUUUUGGGUGGAGAUUCUUGUCUAUGCUGAAUAUU
Messenger RNA from Carassius auratus (goldfish), 1511 nucleotides. Its product is annotated as mucin-2-like. NCBI's taxonomy places the organism in Eukaryota, Metazoa, Chordata, Actinopteri, Cypriniformes, Cyprinidae. The transcript has 8 exons. The coding region runs from base 58 to 1272 and encodes 404 amino acids. The record is from RefSeq and is a predicted model, not a curated record.